CACGCGCUUCGAUUAUUUGCCUUGUUGCACAGCGGUGAGUAGGGCCUUGCCUAGGUGAACCGCGUGCGGGUUGAAGAGCAGAAAUGAUUUCAAUUCCAUUUUGACUGCAUGGUUUCUCCAUUUUCCUUUAUGUAAAUAGAAUAGCCUACUUUUGUGUGUGGUGGGCGUGAAAUGUCAUACAGUUCCGACAUGUCUGGAGAGGAGAGAGAUUACGAAGGAGACCUAAAUAGUUUACCGGACGACUCAAAUGUUGUCCAACGUUAUUUAUUACAACUGAGACAGAGGGCACAGAAAGACAUCAUCGACCCGCAGGACAGCUUGAAUUGGUCGGACAGUUUUCUAAUAAAGUUUCUGAGAGCGAGAGACUUUGAUGUUGAGCUGUCACUGAAGGUUGGUAUCCGCGGUGGGUUAACUGUAUUGUAAAUUGUAACUAUUUAAGAUAUGGUUUCAAUGCAUUCUGCAGUCGUUUAGAACUUGGAAUCAAAACUGUUUGUCAGUGAAAGAAAGUUGUGUCAAUGCAUUUUGCAGUCGUUUAGAACUUGGAAUCAAAACUGUUUGUCAGUGAAAGAAAGUUGUGUCGAUGCUAGUCUGAUUAAUCAGGCUGUAUGUAGGGUAACGUGGCGUAACAAGCCCCCCCCCCCCCUCCCCUCCCAAGAACAAUGUGAAAUUGCUGACCCAAAAAGCAGUUUUUCCAAAGUACUAGUGUAGAAGAUUAGUGUGUUUAAAAACAAAUUUAUACGUUUUAUUUUGAUUUUUUAUUUAUUAACUCUUAAAAGCUAAAGUCUAGUUAGUUACCCCCUACUCACUCACCUUAAAUGCUACUGUUUUAUAAAAAACUGAUACUUUUUUGUAUCUCUAAACAAGUGGAUAAUUUGUUUUUAGGCUCCCCAAAUGGUAUAUAUAUAUAUAUAUAUAUAUAUAGUACCAGUCAAAUGUUUGGACACACCAACUCAUUCCAGGGUUUUUCUUUAUUUUUACUAUUUUCUACAUUGUAGAAUAAUAGUGAAGACAUCAAAACUAUGAAAUAACACAUAUGGAAUCAUGUAGUAACCAAAAAAGUGUUAAACAAAGCAAAAUAUAUUUUAGAUUUCAGAUUGUUCAAAGUAGCCACCCUUUGCCUUGAUGACAGCUUUGCACACUCUUGGCAUUCUCUCAACCAGCUUCAUGAGGUAGUCACCUGGAAUGCAUUUCAAUUAACAGGUGUGCCUUGUUAAAAGUUAAUUUGUGGAAUAUCUUUCCUUCUUAAUGCGUUUGAGCCAAUCAGUUGUGUUGUGACAAGGUAGGGGUGGUAUACCGAAGAUAGCCCUAUUUGGUAAAAGACCAAGUCCAUAUUAUGGCAAGAACAGCUCUAAUAAGUAAAGAGAAACGACAGUCCAUCAAGACAUGAAGGUCAGUCAAUCUGGAAAAUGUGCAGUCGCAAAAACCAUCAAGCGCUAUGAUGAAACUGGCUCUCAUGAGGACCGCUACAAGAAAGGAAGACCCAGAGUUACCUCUGCUGCAGAGGAAAAGUUAAUUAGAGUUAACUGCACCUCAGAAAUUGCAGCCCAAAUAAAUGCUUCAGAGUUCAAGUAACAGAGACGUCUCAACAUCAACUGUUCAGAGGAGACUGAGUGAAUCAGGCCUUCAUUGUCGAAUUGCUGCAAAGAAACCACUACUAAAGCACACCAGUAAGAAGAAGAGACUUGCUUGGGCCAAGAAACACGAGCAAUGGACAUUAGACCAGUGGAAAUCUGUCCUUUGGUCUGAUAAGUCCAAAUUUGAGAUUUUUGGUUCCAACCGCCGUGUCUUUGUGAGACGCAGAGUAGGUGAACGGAUGAUCUCUGCAUGUAUGGUUCCCACCGUGAAGCAUGGAGGAGGUGGUGUGAUGGUGUGGUUGUGCUUUGCUGGUGACACUGUCAGUGAAUCAUUUAGAAUUCAAGGCACAUUUAACCAGCAUGGCUACCACAGCAUUCUGCAGCGAUACACCAUCCCAUCUGGUUUGGGCUUAGUGGGACUAUAAUUUGGUUUUCAACAGGACAAUGACCCAAAACACACCUUCAGGCUGUGUAAGGGAUAUUUGACCAAGAAGGAGAGUGAUGACGUGCUGCAUCAGAUGACCCGUCCUUCACAAUCACCCGACCUCAACCCAAUUGAGAUAGUUUGGGAUGAGUUGGACCGCAAAGGGAAGGAAAAGCAGCCAACAAGUGCUCAGCAUAUGUGGGAACUCCUUCAAGACUGUUGGAAAAGCAUUCCUGAUGAAGCUGGUUGAGAGAAUGCCAAGAGUGUGCAAAGCUGUCAUCAAGGCAAAGGGUGGCUACUUUGAAGAAUCUAAAAUAUAUUUUGAUUUGUUUAUUACUUUUUUUGGUUACUACAUGAUUCCAUAUGUGUUAUUUCGUAUUUUUGACAUCUUCACUAUUAUUCUACAAUGUAGAAAAUAGUACAAAUAAAGAAAACCCUUGAAUGAGUAGGUGUGUCCAAACUUUUGACUGGUACUGUAUAUAUACUAAUUAUCUUUUUCUAAAUGACAAAAUAUUAGGUCAACUUACCUCAGAAUCGUUGUUCGUAACAUUUAAAAAAUGUAGAUGAGACGGAUAACAUUUUUACUUUUUUUAUUCUUUAUUUUGAUUUUAAAUUCCUCAAAGUUAAAGGUGUAGAUCAUUCUCCAUCCUCCCCUGAUUCAGAAUGUCAUGCUUGGUUCAAUAGCCUGACAUGAUUUGACAGGCUGACCGCUGGCUGUUGUUUUUCUGUUGCAAUCUAAAAUAUGUUUUCUUUCCCUCUCUCUUUCUUUCCCUCUCUCUCUCGCUUCCUCUCUCCCUCCAUCCCUAUAGUUACUCAUUAAUUACCAGCGUUGGAGGAGAGAGUGCCCAGAGAUCAGUGCCAACCUGCACCCGUCCUCUGUCCUGGGACUCCUCCAGAAUAACUACCAUGGAGUGCUGAGGGACCGGGACCACAGCGGCAGCAGAGUGCUCAUCUAUAGGAUAGGUUAGUCCUCAUCUAUAUGAUGUGGUCUGGGUGUCAGGCAAGGCAAAUGGCACCACUGCAUAAAACCACUUAAAAUAGUAUUUAUUACUUGUAGUAUUUUAUUAGGAUCUCCAUUAGCUACUGCUAAAGCAGCAGCCACUCUUCCUGGGGUCCACACAAAACCUAAAACAUGACAUAAUACAUAACAUUUAAUAGACAAUUACAGCUGAAGGACAGAACUACAUACAUUUAAAAUAAGAAUACACACUUUCAUAAAUUUAUGCCUUAGCAUUCCAUGCAUCAUAUGCACUCAUUAUAACGGCAAUAACGCAGCCAUUCAUUUUCCCAUAUAUUGUGAUAUAUUGUGUCUAAGCAAGUCCAGAUAUCUCACAGCAUCCUUGAAUCCUGAUAUCCUAAUCUCACAGCAACCUUGAAUACUGAUAUCCUAAUCUCACAGCACCAGUUGUUCUGUAAAAAACAGAGAGAGUUUCACAACAUCAGGAACCAUCUGUGUCCUUGGUUCAUAAUAAUGUGACUCAUAGAUGCUACUGAACGCAAGUGUAACACACGAAAAUGGAAAUGGAAUAAUCAUGUGGAGUUUCACCGAAGACGUUAACUCCUGCUCAGUUCCCCUGGAGUGAACAGAGCCACAUAUCAUAUCGUAUGGAGUUGCACCUAAGUUUCACCCCUGCUGUGUUCCCCUGACGUGAACGCAGCAACCUUGAAUUGUAUGGAGGUGCACUGCACUCAGCUAAAUUCCCCUGACAUUAAUAAAGCUACCUUGUUUUGCUAAAUUCCCCUGACGUGAAUAAAGCUACCUUAUUUUGUUAAAUUCCCCUGAGGUGAAUAAAGAUACCAUGUCAUCUACUGUUACCGCCCACAAUGGGUAUCCUGGGGUAACUUAAUCUCUUGAAUCGUAUGGAGAUGCACCGAAGUAUCACUUCUGCUACGUGAACGCAGCAACCUUGAAAUGUACUUUGAACAUUAUUCCUUUUGAUACAUCUGCCCAUGGCACAGGGCUGUGUAAAAGGCUAUGUGAGGAGUGUUUGACUUAAUAUAGUAUACUCUAUAACAGGGCUAUUCAAAUCUUACCCUACGAGAUCCAGAGCACUGCUGGUUUUCUGUUCUACCUGAUAAUCAAUUGCACCCACCUGGUAUCCCAGGUCUAAAUCAGUCCCUCAAUAGAAGGGAAUAAUUUUUAAAAAGCAGUGGAACUGGCUUUGAUGUCAAGAUUAGAAUUUAUGUGCUCUAUAGCAGUGCUCUCUAACCCUGUUCCUGGAGAGCUACCCUCCUGUAGGUUUUUGCUCCAACCCCAGUUGCAACUAACCUUAUUCAGCAUAUCAACCAGCUAAUUGUUAGAAUCAAGUGUGCUAGAUUAGGGUUGGAGUGAAAACGUACAGGACGGUAGCUCUCCAAGAACAGGGUUGGAGGACCCUGCUCUAUUGGGUCAUUUGAGAAGUUGUCAUUUGAGAUGUUUGCUUGUCUCCUCAGGCCAGUGGAACCCUAAAGACUUCACAGCUUACGAGGUGUUCCGUGUUAGUCUGAUCACAUCGGAGCUGAUCGUCCAGGAGACAGAGACCCAGAGGAAUGGACUGAAGGCCAUCUUCGACAUGCAGGGAUGGUGCUUCGCUCAUGCCCUACAGAUCAACCCCUCCCUGGCAAAGAGGAUCUCCUCUGUGCUCACGGUAGGCUAUCAGUUGAACUGGGUUGAGUCCUUUAGGACACCCAAUGAAAAAUGAGUGUUUCCUAUUGAACCAGUACAGGUAGUCCCUCCCUGUUUCAGUCUGUUUUCUUUAGUUUGGUGCCUAAUGAACAGAACCCAGAACUGCUGUUUUUAAAGGGUCCCUCUGCUGCUUUCAGAAAUAAUCUUAGAAUUAUCAAUACUUUUGAAGCUUAGGGUUAUGUCUGGAUCCAGAGUUGUCUGUAUUGCAGAUAUCUCAUGUUACUCUUAUAUAAUAUAGCUACAUACACAGCUAUACUGUGAAUAAGCCUGUAAUAAUACUGUAAUAAGCCUCUGUAAAUGUGAUCUUGUCAGGACUCGUUUCCUCUGAAGGUGCGAGGGAUCCAUCUGAUCAAUGAGCCCAUAUUCUUCAGACCCGUCUUCGCCAUGAUCCGUCCAUUCCUGCCUGAUAAGAUCAAACAACGGGUCAGUCACCAUUCUUCACCAUUCACAUGUUCUUGCACUAUGACUUUUGCUUCACCUGGAUACAUCUCUUUCAUACAUUGUCAAUGGGAGUGAUGGUGGUGAUGAUGAUGAUGAUGAUAGUGACCUCAGAUGUUGUUUAGAGCAGGUGCUUAUAACCCAUUAUGAUAAUGAUGAUAAUGCUGCCUCUGAUGAUAAUAAUGACAACAAUAACAAUGUUUAUCAUGAUGGCAGUGAUGCUAGUUCAUGUCAAUUCCCUUCUGUCUUACUCCUAGAUCCACAUGCACGGCAGCACCUUCGAAGAGACUCUGAGUGACUUCUUCUCCGAAGACAUUCUCCCCCAGGAGUACGGGGGCAGCGGCCCCUCCAUGGAGGAGGUGUGUCAGGAGUGGACCUCCCACAUCCUGCAGUCUGAGGAACGCCUCACCCAGCUCUCCAUCUACCCUGCAGGAGAUGAGGUCAUCCCUGACCUGGAGCCAGAACCUGACCCUGACAGCCAGUCCGCCUACAGCUCCUGA
This is a messenger RNA of Coregonus sp. 'balchen', 5601 nucleotides long. Lineage: Eukaryota; Metazoa; Chordata; Actinopteri; Salmoniformes; Salmonidae. The record is from the annotation of a GenBank genome assembly.